AUGCCCUUGAUUCUUGAAGUCUGCGUUGACUCGAUCGAGUCUGCUUUGGCAGCCGUUGAAGCAGGGGCAGAUCGUCUUGAACUCUGCAGCAAUCUAGGUAUUGGAGGAGGAACUACCCCUAGCCUUGGGCUGUUGAAAGCUGUUCGAAAGAGGGCACCUACAGUUCCGAUAAUGGUUAUGAUCAGACCUCGGACUGGUGACUUUGUAUAUACUGAGGCUGAAUUCGACGUGAUGGUCGAGGACAUACGUUGCUUUAGAGAGAAUAGCGUUCAAGGCGUCGUGUUCGGCGUUCUCUCUCCCGAAGGACAUGUGGACGUGGAUCGUACUCAGCGACUCAUUGGCGUAGUCUGCUUUCAUCGAGCGUUUGACAUGACUCGUGACACGAGGAAUGGCAAGGGGAAAUCCACAUGGUACCAACUGUCCAAAAUCGACGGAAUAACCCGCAUUCUAACGAGUGGUCAGGGAAUUACCGCCGCCUCAGCUAAUUCUCUCAAUGUCUUGAAGGAUUUACUUGACCUCGCCAAAAAUCAGGAUACACGGAUCGAAAUACUUCCAGGAUCUGGCAUAAAUUCAUCCACUAUCGGUGCUUUAUGCCAGGCGUUGCUGCCUCAUGGGCUGCGUGAAGUGCAUAUGAGCGGUGGACAUUGGAUCGAUGGAGCUUCGAUUUGGCGUCGAGACGGAAUGGGAAUGGGGAUUGGUGGACCCGGUGAAUGGGGAAUUUGGCGGACAAGCGCAAGCGCAAUCCGUGAAGUCAAAGAUGUCAUCAACUCCUUUAGAGAAGCAUGA
Messenger RNA from Suillus clintonianus, 786 nucleotides. Its product is annotated as copper homeostasis protein CutC. The coding region runs from base 1 to 786 and encodes 261 amino acids. NCBI's taxonomy places the organism in Eukaryota, Fungi, Basidiomycota, Agaricomycetes, Boletales, Suillaceae. The transcript has 6 exons. The record is from RefSeq and is a predicted model, not a curated record. Gene Ontology annotation, molecular function: copper ion binding.